AUGAAUAAGUCUAAAUUGGCAUUGCUAAACAAGUAUUUUGAUGCAAUCAAAAGUAGCGAGCUGAAAAGCCUGGGGCUGAUGCUGGGCUCGGCCAAAACCGGCACAAAGAAAGAACUAAGAACUGCAUUAAACGAACAGAUGGGCAAUUUGAACACGCUGUGGCGGUUACGAGAGUCACCAACAGGACUUAGAGUGAUGGGAAUCGACUUGGGAAUAUCCAAUUUUGCAUUCACAACGUUCCACUGGGGAAAAGGCAUGAAAAGACCGGUAUUGAAAGAUAUGUACAAGGUGCAAUUGGCAGGCGAUUUCGUUCAUUUAAACGAGGGCGAAAUAUCACCACCACUGCGACCUGAGGUAAUGGCGAUGCUUGGAAUGAAUCUAGCGAACUGGCUUGUCAAAUUUGAUUCGAAUGCGUAUCUUAUUGAACGUCAACGGUCGAGAAGCGCGUCUUCUUCUAGUAUCUUGGAAAAUAUUCUAAAAGUUAUGAUUCUCGAGUACGUAUUGUAUUCCAACCUACAGAACAAGAUCAUACGAGAGUCAUUGCCGGUGCAUUUGUUCCCGUCUCUACCAAAACGGAUGGUAGACUUUACAUGUUCAGGACUUCCAAUUGAACAGCUGCUAGCCGGGACUAAGAGUGGAUCAAAUCAAAAGUCCAAGGCCUUAGGGUCGAACCUGUUAUCCAAAAAACUGCGAAUUGCUCUAUGUAGAUCAUUGGUAUUCGACCAAAUAUCAGGGAAGCAAAGACGGUUUUUCAUGUUUGAUUUGGAUCCACAAUUCAUGGAAAGGUGUUUGGCUUAUCCUGGUGAUAAAACGGCUAUAAACUUCUAUGAGAUUUCGAAAGGGACCAGUAUCGACAUGGAUUUUAAGCAAAGAAACAAAAAUGACGAUCUCUGCGAUUCACUGCUCCACGGGCUAGUGUGGAUGCGCUGGCUCAGCAAUUAUGAUACCCUGUUAGCCUUUGCCAGCAAGCAUCCAAUCCCCGAUACUGAUUCUCAGAACCAGUUUAAACAGUUGAUCGAAGAUUUCAACGAGUCCCAUAACAAGUUCUUAUUAACAGUCAUUACACACAUAUAA
Molecule: messenger RNA, 1074 nt
Organism: Kluyveromyces marxianus DMKU3-1042
Lineage: Eukaryota; Fungi; Ascomycota; Saccharomycetes; Saccharomycetales; Saccharomycetaceae
Gene: CCE1
Product: cruciform cutting endonuclease
Exons: 1
Coding region: 1-1074 (357 amino acids)
Cellular component (GO): mitochondrion
Molecular function (GO): DNA endonuclease activity; flap-structured DNA binding; crossed form four-way junction DNA binding
Source: RefSeq, a predicted model, not a curated record